This is a messenger RNA of Coniosporium apollinis CBS 100218, 1140 nucleotides long. RefSeq names its product cysteine synthase. Gene Ontology annotation, cellular component: cytoplasm. The record is from RefSeq and is a predicted model, not a curated record. The coding region runs from base 1 to 1140 and encodes 379 amino acids. Gene Ontology annotation, molecular function: cysteine synthase activity. NCBI's taxonomy places the organism in Eukaryota, Fungi, Ascomycota, Dothideomycetes. The transcript is spliced from 2 exons.
AUGUUUCGACCGAGUGCAGUAAGGCGGCUGGCUGCGACAGCAUGGCGGGCCGCCGAGGGAGUUGCUCAAUGGGAAUCUGCCCACGCGCACGGCAUCGAAAUAUCCAAAGCGCAGCGCAUCGCCGAGCGCGGCUUCAUUGACGCAAUCGGCAAAACCCCCCUCAUCCGCAUGAAGCGCCUCUCCGAGGAAACCGGCUGCGAAGUGCUCGGCAAAGCCGAGUUCCAGAACCCCGGCGGCAGCGUAAAAGACCGGGCGGCCCUCUACGUCGUCGAAGCCGCCGAGCGCUCCGGGAAGCUGCGUGCCGGCGGGACCGUGAUCGAAGGCACGGCCGGCAACACCGGGAUAGGCCUCGCGCACGUCUGCCGCUCCAAGGGCUACAACCUCGUCAUCUACAUGCCAAACACCCAAUCGCAGGGGAAAAUCGACCUGCUGAGGCUGCUGGGCGCGGAAGUCUACCCCGUUCCCGCGGUCCCGUUCGAGAAUCCCGAGAACUAUAACCAUCAGGCGAAGAGGCACGCGGAGAGGACUGAGAACGCGGUCUGGACGGACCAGUUCGACAACACGGCGAAUAGGCAGGCGCACAUCGAGACGACGGGGCCGGAGAUCUGGGCGCAGACGGGCGGGAAGCUGGAUGCGUUUACGUGCGCGACGGGGACGGGGGGCACGCUGGCGGGUGUGACGAGGUAUCUGAAGGAGAAGAGCGGGGGCAAGGUGAAAUGCUACCUCGCGGAUCCGCCGGGGAGCGUGCUGCACUCGUACAUCACGUCUGGGGGGCAGUUGAAGGAGCGGACUGGGAGCAGCAUCACCGAGGGGAUUGGACAAGGGCGGAUUACGGAUAACCUGAAGCCGGAUAUAGAGAUGGUGGAUGGGGCAUUGCAUAUUGCGGAUGAGAAGACGAUCGAGAUGGUGUAUAGGUGUCUGGAUGAAGAGGGGCUUUACCUAGGUGCAAGCAGCUGUCUGAAUGUGGUGGCGGCCAAGGAGGUUGCGGAGAAGCUGGGUAAGGGCCACACGGUCGUCACCAUUCUGUGUGAUGGCGCGUAUAGGUAUGCGGAUAGGCUGUUUAGUAGGAAGUGGCUGCAGGAGAAGAGGCUGUUGAAUUCAAUACCGGAGCGUUUGCAGAAGUAUAUAGUACUGCCUUGA